GCCAAAACUAAGAAUGUCAAGCAGUGCCAUGGGGCCAUCAUCACACAAUCCUGGUUUAGGUAUAUGCAGAUUGUUACAGAGAAGAGAACUUCUGUGUCUUUUGGAAUCGCUGUCAUGGAUAGGAGAGGCCUCAGGCAGCAGUAUGCUGAGCCAACACGUGCACAUCCAUUAACAAAUGAUCUCUGACUUCUAUCCAUCUAGGACAUAAGCUUUGAUCUGCUGCAAGAACGACAAGUAGCUUACUUAGCUCGAUCUGCAACAUGGGCAAUUGCCUUUCUUGUAAAGGGUUUCGGCAGGUCGAACAAAUCGUAGAAGUAGCAACGACUGCCAGUGGCAUCAUGCAGUUCAAGGUACCCAUCACACCCCAAUGCAUCACCAAUGAAUUCCCAGGUCAUGCAAUCUUCCGGAGCAGCGACUCUUUCUCAGGCCCUCUUCUUCACAACGAAGAGCUCCAUCCUGGAGAAUUGUACUACUUGCUCCCACUUCAGUCACUUAGGGGAUCCAUAUCGGCUACGUCUAGACCCAGCUACCGCAUUUCCCUCGAUCACCAGGGAAUGAUGCUUGGAAAGGCAGACCCUGAGGUGCUUCCUAGAUGCAACAGCGCUGGAGUGUGGAAGGUGAAGUUACUCAUAAGCCCUGAGCAGUUAACCGAGAUACUGUCUCAGGAGGCUCGCACAGAGGCACUGAUCGAGAGUCUCCGAACUGUGGCCAAGUCUGGUCAUGUUGUUGGUAAUGGAGCAUCUUCCGUGGCCGAUUCAGAGUACUGCAGCCUAUCCCAGAGUUAAGUGGCGUCCUCCAUGUAUUGUACUUUGUUCCUAUGUUUGUUUGCUCUUCUUCAUGUUCCGUUCCUCGAAGUAGUCCAUCUUUCAAUA
This is a messenger RNA of Rhodamnia argentea, 872 nucleotides long. RefSeq lists its product as uncharacterized. The coding region runs from base 261 to 785 and encodes 174 amino acids. The record is from RefSeq and is a predicted model, not a curated record. The transcript has a single exon. Lineage: Eukaryota; Viridiplantae; Streptophyta; Magnoliopsida; Myrtales; Myrtaceae.